This is a messenger RNA of Felis catus (domestic cat), 559 nucleotides long. It is a transcript of the gene BST2, whose product is annotated as bone marrow stromal cell antigen 2. Lineage: Eukaryota; Metazoa; Chordata; Mammalia; Carnivora; Felidae. Gene Ontology annotation, biological process: innate immune response; defense response to virus. Gene Ontology annotation, cellular component: cell surface; Golgi apparatus. The record is from RefSeq and is marked provisional. Gene Ontology annotation, molecular function: metalloendopeptidase inhibitor activity.
GGCACCUGCUUUUUACCACUAUUGGCCUGUGCCCAGGACUGACUACUCAGAGUCAAUGGUGCCAGGUCGGAGUCUUGGGUGGCAGAGGUGGCUGGGGGGCUUUCUGAUCCUGGCGGUGCUGGGUCUGUCCGUGGCCCUGGUCAUCUUUGUUGUCAAGGCCAACAGCAAAGCCUGCAAGGAUGGCCUCCUAGCAGAGGAGGAGUGUCACGGUGUCACCCGCCUCCUGGAGGUCCGGCUAACCCAAGCCUGGGAAGGCUUACUGAGGAACGAGGUCCAGGCUGCCACCUGCAACGAGACUUUGGUAACCCUGUUGGCUUCCCUGGAGAUGGAGAAGGCCCAGAGCCAGGAGUGGCUCGCGAAAGGGAAGGAGCUUCGGGGAGAGAUUGAGGAGUUGAAGCACAAGCUGCAGAACGCUUCGGUGGAGGUGGAAAGACUGAGAAAAGGGACUGAGACCUCGAGCAAGAAAAAGGAAGUCGCGUCUGCCAGCUCCUUGAAAGCGCUCAGCCCCUUGGUGGUCUCUGUGCACCUGCUCCUGGCCUUCGUUGCUCUGCUGGCCUGA